This is a messenger RNA of Erigeron canadensis, 1362 nucleotides long. Its product is annotated as UPF0481 protein At3g47200-like. Lineage: Eukaryota; Viridiplantae; Streptophyta; Magnoliopsida; Asterales; Asteraceae. The record is from RefSeq and is a predicted model, not a curated record. The transcript has a single exon. The coding region runs from base 1 to 1362 and encodes 453 amino acids.
AUGACAGAUGAUGACAGAUCCGGAUGGGAAUAUGGCAGGGAGGUUCUCGAGUCUAUCGGAAUAUUAAUAGAAGGCGAGUCUUCAAGAAAGAAUCAUUCCAAGCAAUCUGAUGUAACGAUUUUUAUGGUACCAGAAACACUCCGAAAUCUCAACCCAGGUGCUUAUACACCCCGGAUUACAUCGAUCGGACCUCUUCACAAAGAAGACAAACGUCUAAAAGCAAUGGAGGAACUCAAAGUGACUUAUAUGUAUCGACUCUUUUGCGAAACAGUAAAAUCCACAAAUAAGGAUAUGGAGCAAACAAAACGUACGUGUGUUAAAGAGGUGUUUCGGAAUAUAGAACACGCAAGAGAUUGCUAUGCGCCAAGUUUCACAAAAAUAAACAAUUUUAAGCUGGCGGAAAUGAUGGUAAUUGAUGGUUGUUUCAUACUUGAACUACUCUACAGGUCUGAGCAUGGAAUUAUGGUGGGUGAUCCAAUUUUUGACAACAUUUUGGUGAAACGCGACGUUAAAUAUGAUUUGCUUUUACUAGAGAAUCAGAUACCAUUUUUCAUUCUUGAAAGACUAUUUCAAGUCACUGUGAAACAUAUCUUGGAGGUUAAUUCAUUAUCUUUUUUACCUGAUCAUUCGUUAACUGAUCUUAUCUUUUGUUUUUUCGACGAUAUGAAUAUUUUAAACAGUGAACUUACCUUAGAGAAUAGGACAGUCAAGCAUUGUCAUAUCCUCGGGUUUCUUCAAAGCUGCUACAGGCCUAGAGCUACAAAACUUGGUCAAGUCCCGACGAAUAUCAUAUAUUCUGCCACCGAAAUUGCUGGAGCUGGUGUCACAUUCAAGCCACAAAGAAAUGACGGCUCUCAGCUUGCAGUGAAAUUUAAACAGUCACCUCUUGUUCCUUGUUUUGGUAAAUUAUUCAUUAGAGAAGCAAGUUUCGAAAUUCCAGUAUUGUGUAUCAAAGAUUCGACUCCAUCCUUCCUGCGGAACCUUAUAGCCUACACGCAGUGUUAUCCAUUAAGUCGUCACUAUGUUACAUCAUUUGCCUUUCUAAUGGACAAGCUAAUUGAUACCAAAGAUGAUGUUUCAUUGCUAGUGAAGGCAAAUGUUCUCAAACACAACUUGGGAGCGCGUGAAGACAUCACAAAUCUCUUCAAUAAUAUUUGCAACGCUGUUGUCCUGCGCGAUUUUUACUACGCUGAUGAAUGGAAAAAGUUAGAUGCCUACUGCAAGCGUUUUUGGCCAAGAAUAUUAAUUUCAUUGAGCCAUCUUUACAAAAGUACUACUUGGAAAACGCUGACAGUUAUUGCUGCUAUGGCAAUCUUCGCACUAACGUUACUGCAGACCAUUAAUGAUGUUCGAAAUCCUUGA